This is a messenger RNA of Acaulospora morrowiae, 1300 nucleotides long. NCBI's taxonomy places the organism in Eukaryota, Fungi, Glomeromycota, Glomeromycetes, Diversisporales, Acaulosporaceae. The record is from the annotation of a GenBank genome assembly.
AUGAAAUUGAAAAAGCGUGGUCUGGUUAAUUCAUUAACCAGUCCAGAUAUAAUAAAUCUCGUUAAUAAACCGACAACCGUUUACUGCGGAUUGGAUCCAACUGCACCAAGUUUACACCUAGGAAAUCUGCUAGCGCUUAUCUGCUUACUGCAUUUUAACGUUUUGGGUCAUCGCGUAAUAACAUUGAUUGGCGGUGCAACGGGCUUAAUUGGUGAUCCAUCCGGGCGUAAUGUCGAGCGAAAACCUUUACCACAGUCUACCAUCGAACAUAAUAUCGUCGCUAUUGAUCGACAGAUACGCAAGAUUUUUGACAAUGGACGAAAUUACGCGUCAAGACGUGGUUACGUUUCUAUUUAUGAAUCAGAUAACGUGAUAAUAAAAAAUAAUUUGGAAUGGUUUCAAAAAAUGACUGCUUUGGAUUUUUUGAGUGACAUCGGGAGGUACUUUAGGGUUGGGACGAUGCUGACAAAAGAUAGGAUAGAGAACGAGGGUGGUAUAAGUUUUACGGAGUUUUCUUAUCAAUUACUUCAGGCUUACGACUUUUGGUAUUUGUAUAGUUAUUAUAAUUGUCAAGUUCAGUUAGGAGGAAGCGAUCAGUGGGGAAAUAUCACUAAUGGAAUUGAUCUGAUUCACAAAAAGAGUACUUUUAACAAUGUUAAAGUAAAUGAGUCAAAAAACCCAAACAUUAAGAAAGUAUACGACGCGUUUGGAAUCACUAUACCUUUACUAUUAACUUCAUCAGGAGAGAAGUUUGGUAAAUCUGCAGGAAAUGCAGUUUGGUUAGAUGACAAAAUGACAAGCGCGUAUGAAUUUUAUCAAUAUUUCAUGAAAAUCUCUGAUGCUGACGUAGAAAAGUACUUGUAUUUGUUUACUUUUCUAAAAGGGGAGGAGAUAACUCAGAUUCUCAAAACACAUUCUGAAUCCCCUGAAAAGCAUCAUGCGCAAGAAAAAUUGGCAUCCGAGGCCACGGAAAUGGUUCAUGGUUUGGAGGGCCUGCGAAAAGCCAGAGUUGCCACCGAUAUUAUUUUUGGUACAUCCAUCAAAAACAUGAAGAGCCAAGAUAUAAUUAAUGCCUUUUCGAACGAUACCCAACAUCUAAAAUCAAUUAAACGUAAUGAAGUCCUUAAUUACACGAUUGACCGCGUUGCUGCCACUUCUGGAGUGUGUAAAUCACGCAGUGAAGCAAAUAAGUUGAUUAAGGCCGGUGGCCUUUAUUUAAACAAUGAGCGAAUUGAUGACUCUCAAUAUAAAUUAUUAGAAGAUGACUUACUAGAUGGAAUAUUGUUCGUAUUUAGAACUG